This is a messenger RNA of Paralichthys olivaceus (Japanese flounder), 4471 nucleotides long. RefSeq names its product protein phosphatase 3, catalytic subunit, alpha isozyme (gene ppp3ca). Gene Ontology annotation, biological process: calcineurin-NFAT signaling cascade. NCBI's taxonomy places the organism in Eukaryota, Metazoa, Chordata, Actinopteri, Pleuronectiformes, Paralichthyidae. The record is from RefSeq and is a predicted model, not a curated record. Gene Ontology annotation, molecular function: calmodulin binding; calmodulin-dependent protein phosphatase activity. Gene Ontology annotation, cellular component: cytosol; calcineurin complex; cytoplasm.
CGGCGCAGCAGCAGCAGCAGCGGCGGACGCACGGAGGGGGCGCAUCAUCUGAGUGAUGCCACAGCAUCAUCAGUCGCAUCUCGACAACAAACACAGCAGAGAGUAAGAUCCGUAGAGGAGGAGGAGGAAGAGAGAGAGAGGGAGAAAAACCGCUUUCAGCCUCGAAGACAGCAAACUGCCCAUGAAGAUGUCUAACGCUGACAUCGUCUUAAACGCCACCGAUCGGAUGGUGAAAUCGGUCCCCUUCCCCCUGAGCCACCGCCUAACUAUGAAGGAAGUGUUUGACUGCGAAGGCAAGCCUCGGGUGGAUCUCCUGAAGGCCCACCUCACCAAGGAGGGCCGCGUAGAGCAGGCCGUGGCGCUGCGAAUCAUAGAUGAGGGGGCAGCUAUCCUGCGACAAGAGAAAACCAUCCUGGACAUCGAGGCACCAGUUACAGUGUGUGGGGACAUCCAUGGGCAAUUCUUUGAUCUUAUGAAGCUGUUUGAAGUGGGAGGAUCACCAGCGACAACGCGCUACUUGUUCCUCGGAGACUACGUUGACCGCGGCUACUUCAGUAUUGAGUGUGUUUUAUACCUUUGGUCACUGAAAAUCCUCUAUCCAAAGACUUUAUUUUUACUUCGUGGAAAUCAUGAAUGUAGACAUUUGACAGAAUAUUUCACCUUCAAACAAGAAUGUAAAAUCAAGUACUCAGAGCAGGUCUAUGACUCAUGUAUGGAUGCAUUUGACUGCCUUCCCCUGGCUGCACUCAUGAACCAACAGUUUCUGUGUGUCCAUGGUGGACUCUCACCUGAAAUACACACCUUAGAUGACAUUAAAAAGUUGGAUCGAUUCAAGGAGCCGCCAGCUUUCGGGCCCAUGUGUGACCUGCUGUGGGCUGAUCCUCUGGAAGACUUUGGCAAUGAGAAAACCCAAGAAUAUUUCAGCCACAACACAGUGCGAGGCUGCUCCUACUUCUACAGUUAUCCGGCUGUUUGUGAGUUCCUACAGAGCAAUAACCUAUUAUCAAUUAUUCGAGCGCAUGAAGCACAAGAUGCAGGCUACCGCAUGUACCGCAAAAGUCAGACAACUGGAUUUCCAUCGCUCAUUACAAUCUUCUCAGCGCCAAACUACCUGGAUGUUUACAACAACAAAGCUGCUGUACUGAAGUAUGAAAAUAACGUCAUGAACAUCCGACAGUUCAACUGCUCCCCCCAUCCCUACUGGCUGCCCAACUUUAUGGACGUCUUUACCUGGUCUCUGCCAUUUGUCGGAGAGAAGGUCACAGAAAUGCUGGUGAAUGUGCUGAGCAUCUGCUCUGAUGAUGAACUCAUGAAUGAUGAAGACGAGAUCUUUGAUGCCAAUGCAGCUGCAGCACGUAAGGAGGUGAUCAAGAACAAGAUCCGAGCUAUUGGGAAAAUGGCCAAAAUGUUCCAAGUUCUCAGAGAGGAGAGUGAAAAUGUGUUGACGCUGAAGGGCCUGACGCCCACUGGCAUGCUGCCGAGCGGGGUUCUCUCUGGAGGCAGACAGACACUGCAGAGCGCCACCAUUGAAGCCAUUGAAGCCACCGAGGAGCAUGAUGAGGACGGAGAAGCGAUCCGUGGCUUUUCCCCCCAGCACAAGAUCACCAGCUUUGCAGAGGCCAAGGGCCUGGACCGCAUCAACGAGCGCAUGCCACCUCGCAAGGACGGGGUGAACCACGUGGGUCACUCCAUGGGGAAGAUGAAUAUGUCGGAGGCAAAUGGCACGGAUGACAACAGCAACAUCCAGUGAUGGGCUGUCUGAGCCUCAGAACUGUGCCGCUGUUGCGCUGCGCAGCAAGACAUUGCCAAAUCGGGAAUUCAGGCCUCAGAGCAUCGAAAUCAAACAGGCCCAAAGACAGAACAUGAAAUCUGCAGCAAAUCUAAAAUGAGCAAAAAGGGUCACUUUUUUCAUGACAGUGUCAUUGCACGGUUGGGGGAGGGGGGAGCUGGGGUUCACGGCAGACGGCAGGGGGUAAGUGGAGGCCAGCAGGCUGCAGCUUGUCUGGUAAACGUGUGAUUUAAAGUUGUCUCUGCCUGUUGUUCCCUUUUUUGUCAGUUCAAUUACAGACUGAAUUGUUGGGGGCUGUGUUGUUCUGAGCGUUGACAAAUGUCUGCUCCGUCUUGACAGGGCCUGACAGAAGACAUAACUGCAGUAUCCAUGCCACACAAAUCAUUUUACUAUUUUCUAAAGUGUUUAUUAUUAUGGAAUCACUCACAAUUUCACUUCUGAGCAACAUAAUCUUGUUUACCUACUUGUUUUGCUAGUAUUACCAAGUCACGCCACUUUGUGAGAAAGAAAGCAAAAAGAAACAAACCAUAUACCUUUGAAAACUUACUUGCAGCGCAGUCUUACUUGUGGACUUAAAUGUAUUGAUUUACCUUGAUAUAAGAUGCCACCAUCUUCCUAACCACCAAAGCCGCUACAGUCAGAGAUCAAUCUCCACUGUAUGUCUCGGUAAACUCCUUUCCUCUCCUCCAUCAUUAUCAGUCAUCUCCUAGCUCGAAAUAACUUGGAGGGGAUGAGGGGACAAAGGGAGGGGAUGAAAGGAGUAGUAGUAAAAUUUGAAUCUGAUUAUUCCUGUAGGUACCUCAGCAGAUGAAACCCUGAGAUUUAACAUCUGAAAAUAGCUCCAAAAAGGACCACACCAUCCCAAAUGAGCAAGAAUCUUCAUCCAAACUCAGAGGAUUAUUAUUUCAUCUAGAACAUCCACCAAGUUAUUUUCUUCCUCUCCACUAAUUAUUCAAGCCUCAGAGAAGCAUGGCAUUUGAUCGAGCUAUACCUCACUCAUUUUGCAAUUCUCUCUCUGGAAUGUAUAUACUGAAGGAGGCUUUGAAUCAUGGUCUCCCCUGCAUUGGUAUGAAUGGCAACAAAGCGGCAUUAAACGCCUACUUCUGGACCACAGGGGCGAAAAAAGAGAGAUUUUGAACUCUGGGACAUCCUCUGCUGUCACACACUACCUGAUUAUAUCUCACCUGCUUGUUGCUAAAGAGAAACUAAAAGAAUAUGUGCAGUCACUCAAGAACACAUUUUUGCCCUUUGAGUUUUUUGCACUUUUUGCUGUGCGACCAAUUCAAUGAGAUGCCAUGCCGAGGAGCUUCACUUAGUACUAUAACUAACUAAGGAAUUCUACUAAUUUGGGAUUGCAUAAAAUUGAGAUAUGUUUUUGUUUGAAGAGAAUUUAAUUACCACAUAUCAUUGUGUCAUUUGGAAUCUACCCUGAAAUGUAUUGAAUGAAUUUCAAAAAAUGUAUCUCGACAAAAAAUUUUUGUUAAUUAAUGCUACUUUUGAGAAUACAUUUAACUUUACUUUUUACUAGUCAGGAAUUCUUCCCUCUCCAUCCAAUAUUGCAUUUAAAUGUGUUAAUCAGUAUGAUUUCUUGUUUUUCUAUCACAUUUUCUAAGCUACACUAAUCUUAGUGGAGAAACAGGCUGAGAAAAGCAUCCACACUGUGAUUCAAUAUCCAAACAUAAAGUAAUGUGUCAAAAUCCUUUGAUGGGUCAGUUUAUAUCAUAAAAUGCCAUGUUGCACUAAAAUGGUUUCUUUUGACUGAUAGAGGAAGAGAAAAGAGACAAAUGAAUAAAACAGGAAACAUCCCCUUUCUUUCAAAAUACACAGUUUGGGAAAGUCGACAUACCCCAACACACACUGUCACAUAAAUUUCUAGAAUUUCCUUUCAUGCAUCAAUAUUUUUUCUACCUUAUUUUCCAUCUUGCUAUUUAAAGAUGAAGGUAUUUCAAGAAAGGAUGGAUAAGCGAUUUUUAACACAGCAUCUAUGGUACGGAACGCAUCAAUGCAUGCAGUUAAGUUCCUAAUUGUUAUGUGAGAUUAUAAUUGUGAUAGUUGUGUUUCAAAUAGUAAACUUGAAUUAUUUUAUUUUUGGAAUUAUGUUUGUUGUUUUAUUUGUCUUGUUUUACAGGUUUUAUAAAUAGGCUUCCUUUGAUUGUUCUGUCAAUUUUUUUUCAUUCUGUUAUUUAUUACCACUGCUUUUAAUUUUAUAUUGAUUUAUCGUAUGCAGAGAUGUGAAGCCUUGUGUUUAUUUUUUUUUCUGUUGUACUGAUGUACAGAAAAUGUUCAAUAGUGUGAAUGAAUAUAAUCUCAGUGAAAAGCAACUUUCAGGCUGCCAAAGCAUGAUAGCAUGGUUUUCAGAUGUAAAUGAAAUGGACACAAAGAAAAUCGUGUGUCGCACUAACAUUUAACAGGAAACAUUGUAUUCUGGUUCUAUUUACUGCUGAUAUUAUUAUUGUUACAAUUUAGCUUAUGGUUAUUUUCCUUCCUCCGUUUCUGGUUCUUGUAUGGUCUACAUGCAUAUUUCAACAAACAAGUAUAAUGGAUUUUAUCUUGCAACAUUUUUUAUUAUCUAUGGAAAUAUGUUUUGGCAUUUGACUUCCUAAACAAUACACACAUUGUAAGCAUGCCCUAUGGGACAAAUCACAUUUUUUUACUGUUGAAUAAAAUAUGCAUGAACAAAAA